Messenger RNA from Dermacentor silvarum, 3823 nucleotides. RefSeq lists its product as uncharacterized. The record is from RefSeq and is a predicted model, not a curated record. NCBI's taxonomy places the organism in Eukaryota, Metazoa, Arthropoda, Arachnida, Ixodida, Ixodidae. The transcript is spliced from 4 exons. The coding region runs from base 2323 to 3615 and encodes 430 amino acids.
UCGUGUGAUCUUUCCGCUGGGCAAAACAACAUAUAGUGGAGCAGAUGCGCUUUUUGCUUACAACGGUUACAGGUAUAUAUAUUCGGGUAUUGGUCCGGGUAGCAGAAGUGAUAGGCUAUGGAGUUGGCGUAGAUAUUUACAAUUUUUUCGCCAACCGACUGCGUGUUUUUCGUUCACCGUGAAGGAAUCGACCUUGCUUUUUUUCCCGCUGAGACUGUGCAGCGCGUUCCCGGGUAACAUGGUUACGAAAAUUCAGCGCAAACACAAAUGCACAAGGAAGCAAAGGCACAACACGAGCAUUUCCUUCCUUGCCCCCUUGUGUUGGCACUGAAUUUUCGUAACCACAAGUGCAACAUUCGAACUAACCCAAUCAGCCGUCGUGUCCCGUGUACGUGUUCAAGUAGUGCUUUUCUGGUUGAUGUCCUCGUGUACCCAGUGAUCACAGCUGGUCGUAGUGCCGUUUGCUUCUGUGGUUCAUCAAUAGACGGUGCCUGUGUCGUCAAGGUCAACUCACCGAAGACGGCGCUCCCUCAAGGGCUGCAGAAGACAGUGGAAACCUUUCCCUUCCUCAUCCCGAACAACUUCUCUUUCAAUCGGGGGACCACGUAACAAAGCGUGACCUCCUCCAGUCCGUGGCCAGGCUCUGUGGCUGGUGAUAAGCCGAGGCAGGCUCUGUGGUGUGGUCAUUUGUUGGAAUGAUGGGGGUUGCAAAUACUGCCACUGUCUUCGCGCUUCCAAAGCUCUUUGUUCAGCGCCAGUAAGGUAGUGACCCCGUCUCCAGGUUUCCCGGCUGUUGACGCGAUCUACAUGUUUUUUGAGAAACAUUCCUGGGGAGGGCCGUGUUGCGGCGUGAGCGCCAUUGUUGGCUUACUCCACGUGCAGCUGACUGUUUUCGUGCACGGUGAGUCAUCGCACGUGACUAAUACGUCAGCAAUUGACAAGACCAUGGAGGCGACCCACGAUAAAUUUCCUGAUAGGAGGUCUUUAGAUAGCCUCCUCUCCUUCCACUGCUGAAAGAGGGGUAGUGGGAACCCGUCUGUGCGUGCAGCCGACGUGGCUAUGCCAUGACCUCAACCUGACUGCCUCUGCCACUGGCAUGUCAGUCGUCGUGCAAUUGCGUCCGUGGUGGGCCACUGGAGAUCGUCACUGGAGGUGGACCUGAUCGUAACCCGUGGCGUCCGACAUUCUACUAGUUGUUACCCAUUCAAGAGUUACCCAUUCAAGUACGUUCUCAGACUGGAAGCGCGGCCAUCACGACCAGCGUGUUGAGCUUCCAACUACAAGGCCUACGUGAACGAAGAAUCGGCACGCGCCGCGACGAAGCAAAAAAAAAAAAAAUGGAACCUAGCUACCUGUGUGUCCCGUGCACCAAGUCCAGCGAUGUCACAUGCGACUUACUCCAGCAACAAGAAGCCAUCAACAAAGUGCUCCUUGGCGCCGGGAUAGAACUGUGCGAGGACAUCCGACACGCAGGUGGCACCCGCCUGGCUCAGAUUUCCGCUUGCGCCUACCCACUCUGGGCUCAACAGGACGACUCGGCGAAAAGCGCGGCGCUCAAGCUCGCCAAUGACCUGCUCACGUGUCACCAAUGUUUCACCACCGUCGAAGUAUACUCCACCGCCUGCUGCAGGAGUCAGGUUCGGGAUGCCCUCAGGAAGAGUCCCACCUUGAAGAGCCUGACUGUCAACUUACUGAAUCACAAUUCUUGCAAGGAUGGCAAUCAGGCCGACGUUUUCACGCUCGUCGAAUCUCUUCAAUCACUCGAAGAGCUCGUCUUGAAAACCGAGAGCGCUCCGCUCUACUCGACGGUUGAAUGUGACGCUUCUGUGACACACACGCUACUGGCACAAACCCUGAGACAUCUCACGACGCUUGAUGUGAGGAAUGUGGAAAUGAGUCCGCAAUAUGCGCAUCAGUUCGUCUGGGCUCUCAUAGAAAACAGCACCGUAGUCGAUCUGGCUGUCGGAGGCUGCGUUUACAGAACAGGCCCUCCCGGCGAACCCGGGCAACUAUUUGCCCAAUACCUGACUAAGAAUUCCGCCACCCCGAAGAAGCUGACGCUGAGUGACGGCUCUGUUUGCGAUAAUCAAGUUCUCUGGAGGACACUGGUUGCAGCGCUCUGCAAAACGACCACAUUGGAAGAGUUGACUCUGGACUUGUCCAUCGGACACGGAAUCUUCACUGAAGUGACCGCUCUCUUCGCCAAAGUGGUCCUUCGCUGCUCUAACCCUGCGACUCCUCCAGCUACCUUGGCCAGCGCAAACCUACCGCGGCCAGUUCCUGAAUUGCAACCGAGUGCCACGUUAUCCCUUGGCGCAGUGGAUGAAGCCGUGGCUCAACGUUCUGUGGAAUACCUCCGGACUGCACGAGCUGGGCAUCUAUUUGCCGGGCAUGGACGAAGUGCAAUGUCGCACUCUAUUCCGAGCUGUCGCCAACAACAAGGCAUUAAAGAAGCUGGUACUCCAAGAGGUGCCACUGAUCGCGAAUAGCAAAGGCAGCAGCAAUCUGGUGGUCCUGUCCAGAACUAUCCAAGAGUUAAGCCUCGGCGACCGCGUUCACCUCAUGAACAUUAUCGUGACCUUUGAGAACGCGCCCAAGAUAUUGGCAUCCGCGGAACUACCAACCGUGAACUUCAACAACCUCCGCAUCGAGUUCAGCGCAGAACGGGACCUGGAUUCUUUAAUGGAAUGCUGCGAGGCGCUCUCUCACCGCGGAACCUUGACAUCAAUAUCGGUCUGCUGCAUGUUGAUGCGUGAACCCGCGUUCGGCGCCCUGUUGGAUUGGCUAGCAAAGUCGUCCACAUUGACGCACGUGGAAAUCGUCGCCUGUGAUCACGCAGGGAUAGAGAGCUUUUGUGGUUACUGCAUCGACAUGUACGACUGGGUGGUGUCGGCGCUGUCUAAGAACGCCAACAUCGCUAGAGUAAGCUUGGUUGGCGUCAAGGUACAAUCGAAACACCUUUACGUGCUCUGCGACUGCGCUUACAAGCAUCGAAACCUCAUCGAGAUCAGCCUGGCUCCAAAUUGCAGAGACGUCGACACGUGCAUCCCGAAUCACAGUAGCUCGCGAAACAUGGAUUCCUACGUGGCCGCCAUGAGGGAGCUGCAGGAGAUCAUGCGCAAGAACGCCUGUCGGGUCAGUGCGGCGGCCAUGUUCGUCUUGGGCGAGGGCAUCCUCAAGGGCGCCAGAGUCAUCGAGUCCCUGCACAACCAUCCACGGCUGCUGGAACUGGUGCGGAAAGGCGCAUGUGUCACCGAAGCCGAGGCCCAGGCGAUGGCCCAGCGAGCCAUGAAUAGGGUUCGAGACUGCAGCCUUCGCGAAUACAUGAGGCUUACCGGCGUGGUCAAGGAGAAAGUGGAGCGCCUUGACCCCGAAUCCAAAGAAGUCCACCUCGUAGACUUGCCGGAUGAUUUCUUAAUCCGCGUGCGCCGAUGCUUGAAGCUUACACACGUUGUUAUCCCACGCGGUGUAGAAGUCUGUGAUUGGCCCACCGGGCCCGUGCCCCCCUUGAAAUGUCCGUUUAAGCAUCGAGCCUGCCCAGUUACCCCUUUCCUCCCUAGCUUCCCUUCCCCAUCCCCCAAGAAAAGUUCUGACAACGCCACUGGCUGCCCAUAACGACCUAUCUCCUUGCACGACUAACUUACGGAAGCGCGCGUGCCUAUACAGCAAACCCAGUAUGCAUGCACGAACCGAGAAAUAAAAUCAUUAUUAUGUUCAGAGAAUAGCGUCGUUAUUCCUUUUCUUGUUUUUGUAUAGAAGCCUUAUAAUACAAAUGUCACGCGAAUUAUUACCGCUUCACCUCUUCGGAAAGAUGAAAGUUGGC